Aspergillus aculeatus ATCC 16872 is the source of this 726-nucleotide messenger RNA. RefSeq lists its product as uncharacterized. Lineage: Eukaryota; Fungi; Ascomycota; Eurotiomycetes; Eurotiales; Aspergillaceae. The transcript has a single exon. The coding region runs from base 1 to 726 and encodes 241 amino acids. The record is from RefSeq and is a predicted model, not a curated record.
AUGACCGCACCCACCAAGAUCAAAGCCGUCUUCUUCGACUUCAUGGGCACCUGUCUCGACUGGCACACCGGCGUCGUCCAGGCGAUGCCGGCCUCCAUCCCCGCGCCCGCCGCCUCGCAGCUCGCCCUCGACUGGCGCCGGCAAUACUUCCUCGAAAACGAGCAGCGCGUGCGCGACCACCUAGCCCCGGAGGACAUCGACCUGACCCUCCGCCGGGCGCUUGGUGUCGUUCUCGACCGCAAUCCCGACUACAAGACCCACCUCGGAGAACUAUCAGACCCGGACACGACAACCCAGUUAAUCCAAGCCUGGCACCGCCAGCCCGCGUGGCCCGAGGUGUCGACGGCGAUCCAGCGGCUCCGCGACGACCUCGGCCUCGAGGUCUUCGUACACGCCAACGGCACCACGCGGCUCCAGCUGGACCUGACGCGCUCGUCCGGGUUGCGCUUCGAUAUGCUCUUCUCCAGCCGGUUGCUGGGAGUCUACAAGCCGCGGGCGGAGGCGUAUCGAAGGGGACUGGAGCUGGUGCAGCUGCAGCCCGAGGAGGUGGUGUUGGUCGCGGCGCAUGCGUAUGAUCUGAGGGGCGCGCAGAAGGUGGGCAUGCGGACGGUUUACGUGCAUCGGUGGACGGAUGAUGUGGAUGAGGAUAUAGAGAUGGUGAAGAGCGAGUUUGAUGCGUUUCUGGAGGGGAUGGAGGGGUUGCCGGCUGCUGUUGCGGGGUUGUAG